AGACGGCUCGGCCUGAGCGCCACGCGGGGAAACGGUGCCCGUGCGGCAAACCAUAAAUAACCAGCGAUUUGGGGACUCUCCAGAAAUCUCAGGUUGAUUGCUGAGACAUGAAGAUUUGGGCAUCGCCUAUGAGACUGCAAAACAUUUUCCACGUGCUGAACUUGAGCAUCAAAUGCUGCCCUAAACCUGGCCAUCUUCCAGCGAUACCUCCCCACAGCCUAACACAGCCCCGGAGGUGCCUUAUCCUAGAGGAGGCUGGAAGCACAUGGAGCAGCGCGCUGCCACCAGGAAGCCUUCUGCACAGGAGAGGCUUCUCCUGCGAGGAAGUGAUGAAGGUUUCUCACAAAGGAAACAAAACCCCAUCUGUAAUCACAUCAGAGCUUUUGUACACGGACCUUCUGAGAGCUGAGCAAGAAAACUGGAACAAAAACUCGGCAAGAUACAAAUCUAGGAUAAAAAGAAUCAAGCGAAAAUUAGAGGAACUGCAUGACAAAUACACACUCAAUUUAAGCAGCCCAAUGAUUAGGUUUGGAGAGAAUGUGUACUUUGAAGACAAUGGAUGCAUAUUUCUUUCAAAAGCAGGUGAUGCAGAUAAAGCAAGUGUUUUAUUCAGUACUGAAGAUCUUGGCUUUUCUGAUGCCCAUAUCCAACGGAUCAGAAUUUCACCAGAUCAGAGGUAUAUGGCUGUCAGCCUAAAAAGUGAAAAUUCUGAAGAGGCAACCUGUGUUGUUGUGAAGCUUGAUCGUUUUCCUGUUCUGGAGAAAGUCAUUCCAAAUUCCUUUAGUUUUGAAUGGGCUACAAGUGAUGUUCUGUUUUACACAAUUCAGAAGAAUCUGAAAUGCCAGGAAGUGUUUAUGACUUCUUUCACUGAUGAGAAACAUACUAAAUUAGUUUACUCAGAACAAGAUGCAAGAUUUUUUGUAGACAUAUAUUGCACGAAGGACAGACGUUUUCUUACCAUCAACAGCAACAGCAAGACAACCUCAGAAGUGUGGCUGGUUGACUGUAGUCAUCCUUUUAAGUCACCUGUUCUUGUGCAAGCACGAACAAAAGGGGUCAUUUAUCACGUGGAGCACAGAAAUGAUGAGUUAUAUAUUCUUACUACAUAUGGAGAGCCUGCAGAGUAUAAGCUGAUGAAGGCACCAGUAGCUUCCAGUGGCAUGGAGAACUGGCAGUUAUUUUAUGCAUUGGAGGAAAAGACCAAGCUAAUAGACUUGGAGAUGUUCAGUAAUCACUGCGUUAUGUUCUUGCAGCGCAACAGACACCUCUGUUUAGAUGUGAUUUCUUUUCUUUCUCAUUCAGUUCAGUCAAUUAAGCUGCCUACGUGGGCCUGUGCCUUUGAAUUGGAGUCUCAUCCUGAACACAGCACCAGCACUUGCUAUUUUCAGCUCACCUCCCCAGUACAGCCCCCCAAGCGCUUUGCCUAUUCAUUUAAAGCAAAUAAUCUCAUUGAGCAGGCUGAGCAAGAGGUACCAAUUAUUAAGAAUUGUCACACUACACGUUUACUUGCUAAAAGCAAGGAUGAAACUUCGGUGCCAAUUACAGUUUUUCAUAAUACAAAGUCUAAAGAACUGCACAGGAAACCACUUCUAGUUCAUGUAUAUGGAGCUUAUGGCAUAGAUUUGAACAUGAGCUUUAAAGAAGAGAAGCUGAUGUUAAUUGAAGAGGGUUGGAUAUUAGCAUAUUGCCAUGUUAGGGGUGGGGGAGAGCUCGGCCUUAGCUGGCACAAGGAUGGCUGUCAGCACAAAAAGCUCAAAGGCCUCCACGACCUCCAGGCUUGCAUAACRUUGCUGCACGAACUGGGAUUUUCUCAGCCAAAGUCGACAGCAGUAGCAGCCGCCAGUGCUGGGGGAGUCCUUGCAGGAGCUCUGUGCAACACAGAUCCAGAACUCAUCAGAGCCGUGGUCUUGCAGGCUCCUUUCCUAGAUGUUCUAAAUACUAUGUUGAAAACUCAUCUCCCACUGACAAUCGAAGAACAGGAAGAAUGGGGAAAUCCAUUAGCAGAUGAAAAUACUAUGRAGUAUAUMAAAAACUAUUGUCCUUACCAGAAUAUUAAGCCACAGCCUUAUCCUUCAGUUUUUAUCACAGCUUAUGAAAAUGAUCAACGAGUACCACUAACAGGAAUUUUAAGAUAUGUUCAAAAACUUAGGAAGGCUGCAAGAGAUUAUGCCAGCAGAACAGAAAGGAAAGGAAACUGGACCCCUAACAUCAUCUUAGACGUCCAGGCAAGGGGCAGUCACUGCGACGCCUCGUGGGAGGAUUCCCUAAAGCAGGUUGCAAGACACAUUGCUUUUCUGAGCAAAGAACUUGAUAACGAAUAAGGUGCUCUCUGCAGCRAGGCAUUACAUCAAAUCCUGCACCUGGCCGACAGACACAUCAACCACCUGGAAAAAUUUCACAUCGGAUUUGUAUUUAUAUGGAGAGCAGAAAUCCCUUUAAAUCCCUUUUUUCCUUCUUGGGUCCCUGUUUUCUGGACACAAGCAGACCAGAAAUUUGUGUGUGGCUUCUAAAUAUACAAAAUGAGCAUUAACUUUCUUCUGGCAGUCAGCACAGAAGCAGCCUCCCGCGUUACCCAGGUAGGUCAGGACAGCUCUGCG
This is a messenger RNA of Nothoprocta perdicaria, 2597 nucleotides long. It is a transcript of the gene PREPL, whose product is annotated as prolyl endopeptidase like. The record is from RefSeq and is a predicted model, not a curated record. Bases 108 to 2321 code for a protein of 737 amino acids. Gene Ontology annotation, biological process: proteolysis. Gene Ontology annotation, molecular function: serine-type endopeptidase activity. Gene Ontology annotation, cellular component: Golgi apparatus; cytoskeleton. The transcript has 15 exons. Lineage: Eukaryota; Metazoa; Chordata; Aves; Tinamiformes; Tinamidae.